Molecule: messenger RNA, 984 nt
Organism: Hypoxylon fragiforme
Lineage: Eukaryota; Fungi; Ascomycota; Sordariomycetes; Xylariales; Hypoxylaceae
Product: DUF1295-domain-containing protein
Exons: 3
Coding region: 1-984 (327 amino acids)
Biological process (GO): lipid metabolic process
Cellular component (GO): membrane
Molecular function (GO): oxidoreductase activity, acting on the CH-CH group of donors
Source: RefSeq, a predicted model, not a curated record
AUGACCUCCAGCCUCCUCCAAAACCUCCUGCACAUAACCAACUUCCGGAACCCCUUCCUGCGCGCCGCAGUCCCGAGCGUCGCCGCCGCCUUCGCCCUGCAGACCGCCGUCGCCGUGCCCUCCAUCCUCACGCAGUCGGAGCGCUUCUACGAUGCCUCCGGCGCCGCGACUUUCUUGGCCGUGUCCGCGCUAAGCCUGUACCUGCCGAGCCUGCGCGCCCGUGCUGCUGCGACGUUGGUUGGGUUGCCGAAGCCGGCUUUGCCGAGUAUUCUUUCGGUGGUCGGUGGUGCGGGCGGGGGGUUUCAUUGGCGCCAGAUUGCGCUCACGGCUGCGGUGGUGUUUUGGUCGGUUAGAUUGGGCACCUACCUCUUCCAGCGGGUCCUGCAGCAAGGCCACGACUCACGAUUCUCGGAAAUCCGCGUCUCCCCCGGCAAGUUCGCAGGCGCCUUCGUCGGGCAAGCGACCUGGGUAUCUCUAUGUCUGGCCCCCGUGCUCGCGAUCAACGCGGCGCCGAUCGCAUCGCUAGCCGCUGUCCCUUUUGGCGUGACGGAUUUGCUGGGGUUGGCGCUGUUCGCGGGGGGCUUCGCGUUCGAGAUCACGGCGGACAGGCAGAAGGGCAGGUGGCUGCAGGGACGGAAGGAGAAGCUGCACGAUGAGCUUUUCUUGACGGGGGGGCUGUUUGCGAGGAGUCAAUACCCGAAUUACUUCGGCGAGUGCACGCUGUGGACGGGCAUCGCGACUGCGGCUGCCGGUGUCUUGGUUACGCGGCCAGUGCAGGCUGGACUCGGGCUAUCGGGUGGUCUGCCAGGCAAGAUUCUGGCGCUUGCGGUGUCGUAUAUCAGCCCGGCGUUUGUGAGCCUGCUGUUAUUGAAGGUGACGGGGGUGCCUUUGAGUGAGAAGAAGUACGAUGCCAAGUAUGGUGAUCGCAAGGAUUAUCAGGAGUGGAAGCGGAACACUCCCAAAUUCUUUCCCAAACUGUGGUAA